AUGAUAAAAGUUCGCCAAAAACGCGAAGAAGUAACGACACGAUCGCAAGGAGUUAACAGUAUGGAAAUACCAUCGAAAUUACUAAGACUAUCAAAGACACAUCAACUGAAACAAGUGACAGAACAGCACUGCGAAACAAAUAAUAACGAUAAAUUGGCUAAAUCGGUAUUGGAACAUCUGAUGCUUUCGUAUGAUCGUAAAACGGUACCAAUGGCGGAUGGUGUUAAUGUGAAGGUUGAUCUAAUGGUUCAGGCUAUUUCUAGUAUAUCCGAAAUGACUGCUAGUUUUACUGCAGAUGUGUUUUUUAGCCAAAUUUGGCUUGAUCCUGGACUGGCAUUCGAAAAUAUCACCAGAUAUUGUAGAUGCUUGGCUAAUUUAACGCUCAGCUACCGUACCAUUGAUGAUAUUUGGUUGCCAAACGUAUGUUUUCAGAAUAGUAAAUCUACCUCAAUACAUAGUAGUCCAACCCCAAAUAUAUUUCUUAUGAUUUAUCCUAAUGGCACAAUUUGGGCCAAUUAUCGGGUGAAGGUGGAAGCACCAUGUGAGUUGGAUAUGUCAUCAUUCCCGAUGGAUGUACAGCGAUGUACUAUGACCUUCGAAUCUUAUUCCUUUAAUGUUGAUCGUGUACGACUGGACUGGUUCGAAACAGCUGUUAUUCUAGAUUUGCAGGGGAAAUUACCAGAUUUUGAACUAAAACGCUAUACAUGGAAGAAACAACAAUUUUAUUAUCCUGCGGGACAGUGGGAUCAACUGAAAGCAACUUUUUACUUUCGUAGAACUUACGGUUACUACAUUUUGCAGCUAUACAUGCCUACGUAUGCAUCUGUUUUCAUUAGCUGGAUAGCAUUCUGGCUGGAUCCAAAGUGUUUGCCAGGUCGAAUAACCCUCGGUGUAUCUUCACUGAUGGCGCUUACAUUUCAGUAUGGCAAUGUGGCUCGAAGUUUACCUAAGGUUUCCUAUGUGAAGGCAGUGGAUGUUUGGAUAUUUGCAUCCAUGGGCUUUAUAUUUUUUUCACUGGUUGAAUUAGCCAUUGCUGGACAUGUAGAUAAAAUGGCGAACGAUGGCAAAGACGAAACAUUUGACAAGGUCGAGAAAAGGAAAAGCUGUAUCAAAUGCAACUGUCAAACAAAAGCCCGAAAAAGGCAAGUUAGGAAUUUAAAUAAUAUUUACCUUUCGACCAUGACAUACCACAUCGCUGCAAGAUCGGAAUGGAUGCCUUCCAAACAAUAA
Molecule: messenger RNA, 1230 nt
Organism: Brugia pahangi
Lineage: Eukaryota; Metazoa; Nematoda; Chromadorea; Rhabditida; Onchocercidae
Source: the annotation of a GenBank genome assembly